GAAGGUGGUCCCGUGCGGGGCCGACACAAAUUCGUGGAGAGGAAGAACUUCAUGCCAGAGCCGGUUCCUCCGAAGGAGGAAGAGGAGGCGGCAGAAGCAAGAAAGGGUUGGAAUUGGUGCAAAAGUGGGCGGAAGCUCUUGGACACGAGCGGAGAUUGGAACGAGCAGAAGGCGACUCUGCAUAGAACGCAGAGCCUCCCGAAGGCUUUAGCUGGCGCUUCGCUCCUGCCGGGCGCCAACGGGGCACCAGCUUCCCCGUUCCAUGGCUUGGCUACGCGCCGUUUCGGGGAGGAUUCUGGCUGGGAUGGGCGCAUGCGCGGUUCCACCCUGGCGCGAAGGAACUGGGCCGGCACCUGCCCAGACAAGGACACCAAGAUGCGCGUCUGA
This is a messenger RNA of Symbiodinium sp. CCMP2592, 387 nucleotides long. The record is from the annotation of a GenBank genome assembly. Lineage: Eukaryota; Dinophyceae; Suessiales; Symbiodiniaceae.